CAAUGCCUGAAGUUCAAGAAGAUGAAAAAUUUCGCUUCAUGAUUAAUUCAUAUUGGAAAAUUGUUACAAAAAAUAUUAAUGAUAUUGUUCCAAAAGUCAUUAUGUAUUUUGUAAUAGAAAAUAUAAAAAAAUUUAUCAAACAUGAUUUGCUGGUAGAACUACUUAUCAGCAACGACAAAUCUUCCUUGAUGGAGUUAUCAAAACACGAAAAAGAUAAGCGUGAUGAAUUUCUUCGUACGCGUGAAGCAUUAGAAGAAGCAUUGAAUGAAAUUGACUCAUUUCAUGAAAUGUCAUCAUUUACUUCAAUCGAGUAAAAAAUAUUUGAUUCAAUCCAUAGCUUUCAAUAGUUAUGCUUUAUUCAAACUAUUAUAUUUUUAUAUUCAAACUAACUUUAAA
Aphidius gifuensis is the source of this 396-nucleotide messenger RNA. RefSeq names its product dynamin-2-like. The transcript is spliced from 2 exons. The record is from RefSeq and is a predicted model, not a curated record. The coding region runs from base 3 to 314 and encodes 103 amino acids. NCBI's taxonomy places the organism in Eukaryota, Metazoa, Arthropoda, Insecta, Hymenoptera, Braconidae. Gene Ontology annotation, molecular function: GTP binding; microtubule binding; GTPase activity. Gene Ontology annotation, cellular component: cytoplasm; microtubule; membrane.